Theobroma umbraticum is the source of this 1694-nucleotide messenger RNA. The record is from RefSeq and is a predicted model, not a curated record. NCBI's taxonomy places the organism in Eukaryota, Viridiplantae, Streptophyta, Magnoliopsida, Malvales, Malvaceae.
AAUUACAAAAAUUCUCUUUGGCCUUAAAUCAAUGGGGAGUCAUCACCAUAAACAUACAUUAGAAACCAACUAAUCAAACAAAUAAAUAUCUUAAAUAAAAAAAACCAGAACGUUAUUAGUUUUUGCCUUUUCAUCUAUAUAUAUUCGCGGUAGCUAUACCAGCGUGAACAAUAUAUGUUGGUUAGUUCUCUCGAACGGUUUGCUGCACAUCAAAGUAUAAGAAGGGACGAGAAAGAGCUAAAGUAGAAGAUAUGCACCAUCCUCCACAUCACCCACGCCCGGGGCCCCCACAUGGACCGCACCAUCCACACUCAGGGCCGCCGCCGCCGUACGCACCACCGUUUGGGCCUCAUCCACACCAUGGUCCUCCUCCUCAACUUCCCCAUGGCCCACCACCUCCUGGCCCGAAUUGCUGCUGUGUGAUAAUGUGAUUAAGCUUUUUGCAGUUCAUGUGAUGUAAUCACAGAAGAAGAAUAUGUAUAUUCAGCUCAACUUUCAUUUGUCACUUGUGAUGGAACAGGAACAGGAACGUGAAUGUCAAGCGACUGCUGCAACUAAUCCUGAUGUAGGGGGCAAUGCUCAGAGCAGAGAUUGCAAAGGCUGUGGAAACAAUGUUGGUGCGGCUAAUCGUCCUGGAAACAAUACUGAUGUAACUAAUCCAAAGGGCAAUGUUGCUGCUCAAGGCAAUGCUCAGCGCAGAGGUAGUGGAAACAAGCUGGUGUGGCUAAUCCUUUUGGAAACAAUGCUAGUGCGAUUAAUCCAAGGGGUAAUGUUGCUACUCGGGGUAACAAUAAUAAUUAAGCUCGACGCAAUGCUCAACGCAGAGGUCGUGGAAAGUAUUAAAGGAGGCAUUAACAUUGCCAUUUCAAUAUCAACAGACUAAAGCAUUCAAAGAAUAACAUUUAUGUUUUAAUGCUGGCACUAUACAAUAUUGAAAAACUAUUUUUGAAAAAUAACAAGAAUAUUCCUUUCCUUGGUUAUUUUAAUACAAUCCACAUGCCUCAAUCAACAAAGCAUUGAAACGGAAAUUGAGGCAACAGUUAUAGCUGGUUAAGUCACUAUUUAAUCAGUUGGAAUUUUCACAAGCUAUAGUUCACAAUGACCAUAAGUUCUAUCAAGAGUAUUUUUUGGGUUACUCCCGUAUUUUACAAACAUGCCAUAAUCACUAUCCAAAGAAAUUUUGGUAAAAAAAUUACCGACCUGUUUCAAGUUCUCUUGAACUCUCAUCACAAGUUGGGCUAAUGAGUGUGAAUCAAAAACAUAACCAUUCUCCUUUAAUAUAUACCUAGUCUGGGGUUUACUAGUUGAAAACAUUCUACACGAAACCGUGUUGCAGGAGGAGGAUUUUGGAGUAAACAAGUUGUUGAAGAUUGAGAAUGGAUCUCCACUACUUGCAUCAGCAUAGUCCACACUACUGAAGACUCUCUAGUACCUCUCUAUUGUAAAAGAAGCCUUAUCAGAGCUUGUCAAAAGAGACCAAUCACUUGAUGCAGCAUCAGAGAACUCCAUAUUGAUGGGUUCAGCAUACAUCCCUAUCACAGGGUGAAUGUUUCAAUUUGCACUCCACCUAGGAAUGCCAUUAGAGUUGUUGAUAUAGCCUGUAGCCAUUUCAGGCCUAAAAAUCUGAAAAAUGCUUAGGGCCAACAGAAUGGCCAUUAAAUCUACUUUAUGCUGGUCGUGACAGCUUCUCAGUU